CAUUGUCAUGAUGUUCUUACACAAGUACUCAUGACCAGUUCUCUUCAAAGGCCAAGCCAUUGGAUAAACCACUCAAUAAAUAUGGAUACAUAUUUCACCAUACAUCACAACAUGAGUACACUUGAUAUAUUCACACAAUGAAAGAAUAUCAGUUCCCAUGUUGUGAUCUUGACUUUUGGGGCUAUUUUACGGUAUGUCUAUUGUUGGUGGCUCUGGCAGGCAUUGCAUCUGGCCUUGCUCUAGGACUACUGUCCUUCAGCCUAGUUGAUCUUGAGGUCCUCAUUAAGGCAGGUCUUCCAAAAGACAGAAAGAAUGCAGAAAGGAUUAGACCUUUGGUAAAGAAUGGACAUUUUGUCCUGUGUACCCUUCUUCUAGGAAAAUCACUGGCUAUGGAGGCAUUGCCAAUUUUUAUGGACUCAAUCAUCCCUUCUUGGUUUACUAUUCUCAUGUCGGCACCCUUGGUGACUGUGUUUGCAGAGAUUUUACCUCAAGCUAUAUGCUCUCGACAUGGACUGACUUUAGGAGCAAAGAUGGCUCCCCUUGUUCAACUGCUUCUGCUGAUCUUCUUCCCUAUAACCUAUCCUGCUAGUAAGGUGCUGGAUUGGGGUCUAGGGAAAGAACAUUCAGUUCUUCUCAGAAGAUCAGAAUUGAAGACAUUUGUGGACUUACAUGCAAAUGAGGCAGGGAAAGGGGGAGAAUUGUCACAUCAUGAAACUUCUAUAAUCACAGGUGCUAUAGAUUUGACUCAGAAGACAGCUAAAGAUGCAAUGACACCCAUAUCUCAAAUUUUUUCUCUUGAUAUAAAUUCUAAACUUGACAUGCAUACAAUGACACAAAUAAUGAGCCAAGGUCACAGUCGAAUACCAAUACACUCUGGACACGCAAGAAGUGUCAUUGGCCUCAUAUUGGUUAAAAACUUGAUAUUCUGCCGCCCUGAAGAUGAGACACCCAUAAAGAAUUUGAUUAUUAGGAAAAUUCCAAGAGUUUAUGACAGUUGGCCACUAUAUGAGAUAUUGAAUCAAUUCCAGAAGGGUCACAGUCACAUGGCUAUUGUCUUGAAAUCCAACAAAGACACAGAGAGCACUACAACUCGUGCUGUGGGUGCUCCCACCUAUUUUAAUAGAAUUACUCCUAAAACAUCAAAUUCGGCUCAUGCUGAAGUUGUUGCAGGUAACAUCUUACAGAAUUUAGCCAUGGUAUCAUAUCAAACAGAACAACAUUUUACUUUAGAUGAAUUGCAAAACAAAAGUAGAAAAAAGUUACAAUCUUGGGAGAGAAAAAAUCAUUUAUCUUUGUCAAUCUGGGACUUGCAGAAUCUGAUUCUUCCUUUGUCCUUGAAAUGAGUCAGAGAAGUUCUGUACAUGAAUCCUGUUUAAACUCCAGUGAUGCGGAAUUUCAUAGUCCAACAUUAAGAAAUGUCAUGGAACUAGACAGUGAAGCGAGUCAAGAAAAUGAAUAUUUCCCACAGGAACAAAUAGAUUCUCUUCCAGAUGUUAUAGAUGAAGAGGUUAUUGGCAUCAUCACAAUGGAAGAUGUCAUGGAGGAACUGUUACAGGUUAGAAUGGAUUUUAUAAUAUACUGUCAAUAAUGCAGAAUACACUUCAAAGUGUUGAUUUUUCCGUUUAAUAUCUUAAACUUUUUAGCUACCAACUAACCAAUUUGAUUCAUAGGAGUUUAGUGAAAUGUUUAAUCAUUGUUUGAAACAUCAAACUCAUCAUGUUAUACAAUACUGAUUGCUAUCUACUUUUUUCAUUUACAAGAAAGACAUAUUGGAUGAAACUGAUGAA
Messenger RNA from Vigna angularis (adzuki bean), 1787 nucleotides. Its product is annotated as DUF21 domain-containing protein At5g52790-like. Bases 138 to 1343 code for a protein of 401 amino acids. Lineage: Eukaryota; Viridiplantae; Streptophyta; Magnoliopsida; Fabales; Fabaceae. Gene Ontology annotation, biological process: magnesium ion homeostasis. Gene Ontology annotation, cellular component: intracellular membrane-bounded organelle. The record is from RefSeq and is a predicted model, not a curated record. The transcript has 9 exons.